GACCUUGGCUAGAAGCUCUAAAUCAGCGAAGGGUUUGGAAGUGGACAAAUUCAACGUCCAACGUUUUCAAAGCAGUGAUCGAUUCAAAAUCGAUGAGUAACCGAACAGCGACUUCAAUUCCUCAAAUCAAAUGCACUAAAGUUCGGCCAUACACUCCGCCUCUGACCAAGUAAGCAACGGUCUCUUCUACGCUACUCUCUCAAAUCAACGGGAAGAUCCUCUGGUCUAUAAAUUAAGGACAGAAUUGCAGCAGAAAGGGGGGAAAUCACAUGGGGGAAUUGUACCGAAAUAACAGAGCAGCGGCUCUUGCCGCUGCUAUUGACGCAACCCACCGGCGGAGAUGCAGACGGCGGCCAACGACGGCUCGCUGGCGUUCUACGAUGGCAGGUUGCGGGCAGCGGUAGGGACCUACUCCAGCUCCAAUUUUCUUGAAGUUCUUCAUCUUCUUCAUAUUGGAAAUGAAGGGCAGAAAGUUCUCACCUAUUCUAGAGAACAUGUUUUUGUCUGAGAAUGAAUUACAGCAGUCAACAGAAUGGAAAGUGGUUCCUGAUAUUUGGAAGACGGCAUCAGAAAAGUUUGGCAAUCAAGUAGCACUAGUAGACCAUUACCAUAAUCCCGCAACAAGUCUAAGCUAUAAGCAGCUUGAGGUGGAAAUUUUAAGCUUUGCUGAAGGCCUUAGAGAUAUUGGCUUAAAACCAGAUGAAAAGAUUGCCCUGUUUGCUGAAAACUCAUGUCGAUGGCUAGUUGCGGAUCAAGGGAUUUUGACCACUGGAGCAAUCAAUGUUGUGAGGGGUUCAAGGUCUUCAAGUGACGAGCUUUUGAAAAUAUACACUCAUUCAGAUAGUGUCGCACUUGUUGUUGACAAUCCUGAAAUGUACAACCGAAUUGCAAAAACGUUCCACUCUCCCGCAGAUGUGAGAUUUGUUGUCUUACUUUGGGGUGAAAAAUCAAGUAUCACAAGUGAAGUAGUAGAUGGAUUGCCCAUAUAUAGUUAUAUGGAGAUCAUAGAUUUGGGGAAUGAUAGUCGUAUGGCAUUUCUUCACUCCCAUGAAGCGAGGGAUCAAUAUCUAUAUGAACCUAUCAAAUCUGAUGAUGUAGCUACCCUUGUUUAUACUAGUGGGACUACAGGAAAUCCAAAAAGUGUUAUGCUUACUCAUAAGAAUCUGCUUCACCAGAUUUUGAAUCUGAGGGAUCUUGUACCUUUUGUACCUGAGGAUAUAUUCCUGACCAUGCUUCCCCCUUGGCAUGCAUAUGAACGAGCUGCUGAAUAUUUUGCUCUCGCUUUCGGUUGCAAGCUAGUAUAUACUACGGUAAAAAACAUGAAGGAGGAUUUAAAGCGUUACAAGCCACAUUAUCUAGUAUCAGUUCCCUUGGUAUAUGAGUCUUUAUACAGUGGAGUUUUGAAGCAAAUAGAUAGAAGUGGAACUGCUCACAAGCUUAUUGCCUUAUCAUUUUUAAAGAUCAGUCUAGCAUACAAGGAAGCUAGAAGGAUAUAUGAGGGUGAAUGCUUAACAAAAAAUCGGGAACAACCUUCUUACAUUGUUUCACUUUUGGACUGGUUAUGGGCAAGAAUCUUUGCUUUACUAUUGUCACCAUUGCAUCUGUUGGCACGAAAAUUUGUUUACACUAAGAUUCACACAAGUAUUGGAAUUUCGAAGGCUGGAUUAAGUGGAGGUGGUAGUCUUUCACCACAUAUUGACAAGUUCUUUGAGGCAAUUGACCUUAGAAUACAAAAUGGAUAUGGUUUAACAGAAACAUCCCCUGUUGUUGCUUCUCGGAAUCCAAAAUGCACUGUCCUUGGGUCAGUUGGGCUUCCAAUUCGGUACACAGAAAUAAAAGUAGUAGAUGUGGAAACCGAUGAGGUUCUCCCUCAUGGUUCAAAAGGCAUUGUCAAAGUCAAAGGACCUCAGGUGAUGAAGGGCUACUACAAGAAUCCAAUAGCUACACAACAAGCUAUUGAUGAGAAUGGAUGGUUAAAUACUGGCGAUCUUGGUUGGAUUGUUCCUCAGCAUUCCGUAGGGCGGUCCCGCAAUGCUUCAGGUGUUAUUGUCCUCGAAGGUCGUGCCAAGGACACUAUAGUCCUUUCAUCAGGUGAAAAUGUCGAACCAUCCGAGAUCGAAGAAGCUGCCAUGCAUAGCAAUCUAAUUCAACAGAUUGUUGUUAUUGGCCAGGAUAAACGCCGCCUUGGAGCUAUUGUUGUACCACAAAAGGAGGAGGUCCUUUUGGCAGCAAAAAGAUUGUCUUUUGUUGAUUCUCGUGCCACUGAAGUUAGCAAAGAGACAACAACUAGUAUACUACAUAAAGAACUAGGGAAAUGGACAACGGGUUGCGCAUUUCAAAUCGGGCCAAUCCUCAUCGUUGAUGAGCCUUUUACGAUUGAUAAUGGCUUGUUGACUCCAACAAUGAAAGUUAAGAGGGACAAAGUAGCAGAUCUAUACAGAGAGCAAAUAGACAAUCUAUAUAAUUGAGAUCUUUCAAAAAACGAAAAAUGACUAUGAUGGUAAUUAAGGAAUCCAAUAUAAUGUUAUUGAUGCUCUUAUAACAUGAACAUCAGUUAUAAAUGUAACAGAUUGUAAAGGUAAACUGAAUAAUUGGAGUCUGUUUUU
This is a messenger RNA of Cuscuta campestris, 2606 nucleotides long. Lineage: Eukaryota; Viridiplantae; Streptophyta; Magnoliopsida; Solanales; Convolvulaceae. The record is from the annotation of a GenBank genome assembly.